GUAAUCGUACAUGUCCUAGUGACUGGGAAUCGGAAAUAGAAGUGUUCCAUCUCCCUUGCUGGUACCAAGAAUCGUUCUUCAAAUUACACCGUUGCAUAGCACGUGGAGCUUACCGUAUAUGUGGUUUUAUACGUUUCUAAUACAUUAGUACUGCCAAGCAACAGCAGGUUACUCAACGUGCUUUCAUUCGUAACUGUCCCAAUCACAGACAUACCAAGCCGAUUUCUCUCUCAAAAUAUCUCAGUAACACGGACAUCGGUGACAUCAACGAGACAAGCACUCGGCACAACCCGCUGCACGCAAGACAACCGUUAAAGCCACAAGUUACAAUGCCAGUUUCAACACGAUAAAGUCAGAUUCCGAUAGUCAAAUUAAGAAAUAGAAAGUGUAUCACUGCAGGCUCGUCCAGCCCCCCCGGGACGGCUUACCAUGCAUGAUAGCGCGCACGCGUCUUGAUGUAAGAUUUUGAUCCCGGGCCCGAUAGAUAGACCCCUUCCUUCAUCUGAUCGUUAUAUCUUUAACCGCACUCAAAGUUUAUAUGUAACUUGCAUUUGUGCCACACACCAAAUCUAAUUGCGGAUCUUGUUACUUUCUGUUGGUACCAAAUGGACAUCACAGCACCAUCACCACCAUCACGGGUUCGUAAGUACUGGACGGACGACGAGGACCAGAUCUUGCGCAGAGAAGCUACACUGCAAUGUAAAUGCCACCCGCUUUCUUUAAAACCUCUUUGCUUGGAGUGGCUAUGCUCCGCGCAACUAAAACAAACAAUAGGCUAAUUCUAAUGUUUUCAAUAAAUAGUUAAAGAAAGAGGAAUCGUGAACGAUUGGAACUUGAUCGCGUCGAAAGUCCGGGGUAGGACGAAUAAAGAUUGCCGGAAGAGAUGGAGCAAAGUGGGAAAAGAGGUCAACAAAGGACUCUGGGAUCAUGAGGAAGACGAUCGAUUAAGGCGAGGGGUGGAGCAGCACGGUACCUAGUAUGUACACCCGAACCACGAAGCAUAUCUUCCAGAGCUAAACUUUUCUCGUAGUUGGACUAUGGUGGCCGAAAUAGUACAGACAAGACAUGCAGAUCGUGAGUAUAUUUCCAAGCAACACUUAAAUACAAUUCAUUCAAAUGCUAACUUGACGUGUGAAAAGAAUGCGCCAAAAGAUGGUACCAUUUUCUCGAUCCAAACAUUAGUCAUGAGGAUUGGGAUAGCGAUGAAGAAGCUCGACUUUUAGAGGCUGUUGGUGUGCACGGAAGAAGUUGGAAGAGCAUAAGUGAAAAGGAGUUCCCAAAUCGCUCACCAACGGAUAUAAAGAACAGGUUAGGAGAACCCCUUAACACCACAAAAUUUCAGCACAGCACUUACUUAUUUUUUUUGGUGUAGAUAUGUUAUCAUGGAAAGGAAGGGCAGAUUAAAACGAAGGAAAUCGUCCACAACUCAAUGCACUCCAGCACGAGAACGCAGUGGCUUCGACUUUCCAAAACCGGAAAGACUGAACCAAGGAUUGCGCACAGAAUCAUCACCUGACAAUGUGAUGGAAUACGAAACCGAGAACACUCUGAUGGGCCAAUUACCACUUCCGGGACUUCCUCUCCAGCUCACAGCUCAACAAAUAUCCCAGAACCACUUUAACGACGCACAUUCACUUUUCAACUUUGAUGGGCUACCACCUUUGCAGUUCAACGAUAUGUCUUAUUCAUCUACGGAACCUUCGUCUCCCGGAAUUUCACUGUCCCAAAACCCGGUUCCUACAGGGUACAACAUGGGCAUACAGACUGUUGGUGGGCUGACAAAUGAAACGGAAGCAGACAUCGACCAGCUUUACUGUGAAGAUAUGAAUUUUGAUUUGGCAUUAGCCGAAGCAUUCUCAGCUCCAGAUCAUCGACAAUCAAUAGCUUCGACGCCACCAACCGUGAGCUCGGCAUCCGAUGUUCAGGCUGGAGGACAUAACUACAAGCUGAUACUAGAGGAUGUGAAGCCAGAUACGUUGUUCUCCAUCGUAAACAUGCUUGUGGAGUCCAGGAGUAAUGUGAAGAUGGAAGUUUUCAGUAACGUUGCUUGAUACCCCGGGAAUAUUUUGGCACGACUUUCAUAUUAACGAGGAUUCUGGGAAAUGGAUACUGUACAUAUUUUCUUGUAACCUUUACUUUAGGGGAUGCAUGGAUUUGGGGAUUUUUGCUGGCCCCACAGGCGCAUUGGUGGGUUGGGUAUAUCGAUUUGAGAAAGAGCCUUAUCACGAAUAGACGAAUGACUUUAGUCGUCCAUGGAAGACAGGAUGGCAAGGAUAUAGAAACAUGAGACAUUUAACACGUUU
Molecule: messenger RNA, 2303 nt
Organism: Sclerotinia trifoliorum
Lineage: Eukaryota; Fungi; Ascomycota; Leotiomycetes; Helotiales; Sclerotiniaceae
Source: the annotation of a GenBank genome assembly